Molecule: messenger RNA, 3414 nt
Organism: Anguilla rostrata (American eel)
Lineage: Eukaryota; Metazoa; Chordata; Actinopteri; Anguilliformes; Anguillidae
Gene: lacc1
Product: laccase (multicopper oxidoreductase) domain containing 1
Exons: 6
Coding region: 794-2080 (428 amino acids)
Molecular function (GO): copper ion binding
Source: RefSeq, a predicted model, not a curated record
UUAAUCGAUCCAAAGUAUUAGGCCAAGUGACUAAAACUGGCGUGUGUUUCGUCCGUUUUCGUGUCUAGUUUCAUGUUAACUUUCUGUCGGAAACAAAAUGUUGCCAUUUAAAUAAAGGAUGUAUUGCUUCAGAAUAGUUUGAUUCUACAGUGCGAUUACAUGUUUUCUAUGCAGCAAUUUUGCCGUUUGUAAAAAUGCUGACGUUGAUGACCACUGACGUUUUGACGGCAUGUGAUGCAUGAACACGUGCACGGUGCAAAAGUACAGUCAGAAAAUAUUAACUGGAAAACCCUACUUCGAUUUCACGCGUUCAGCCGUCACAAACCAGGAAGCAGUCGACAACCUGCAGCCGGAGUUUCUAGGGUUGCGGAAUUUACCUGACCUUUCGUGUUUGAAUGGGAAUCACAUGCCUAAACCUAAACAUGUCAAACCACUGGCUAGCUCUCGCUAUUUAAACUCCAAAACUAGCUCCAGACCUUAGUAUUUUCAUCGCGGUUCAAGUGCAUGUAAUUUUGAGCACAGAUCACGGUGCCCAGCGUUAAAAAGUGAAAUCAUAUAAUAGCCCACGGGUUACCGCUGCUAGGUAAGCUAUGCAAAAUCAUUUCUUUGCAGUUUAAUAGGCUACAUUAAACUAUAUUGGCUAACUCCGUGAUUAGGCUACAAAAUUGAUUUGUUGAAAGUUUGACUCUUUAGGCUACGUGAAUUUACUUAGGCUGUUGAAGCGUAUACAUAGGCUAUCAAAAUAGCUACCACUUUAUUUACAAAACGUAUUGCACUAUUUUGCAGAGACGAAAUGUCGGCUGUAGUGAUAGUGGACCUCUUUCACAGUCAUUGUCUCCAGUACAAUGUCUGUCUGCAGAAACGCGUCAAGACGGCAGCAACUUUCAUAGGCGAAAGGAAGUACGAACGUGUGUAUGUUAUGCUUCAAACGCAUGACCAAAAUAAUACGAGCAGCCCAAGAGAUACCACGCGAGCCCAACUACAAGAGCUCACACAAAUGAAUGAAAUUACUUGCGUAUUGGAGCACGGUUCUGUGGCCGCCUCGCUGUACUUCUUCAAACAAGCAGUGGAUGAGCUCGACCAGAGCGCUGUUCUGGUCCUAACAUCCACCCGGAGGAUAGCUGAACUGAAGGCCUACCAGGAGCGCCUGUUCACCGCGCUGUACACCUUUGAGUACGCCGCGGUCUUCGACGAGUGCCCGUCCAACGCCGCGGAAGCCCACACCGACGCCCAGGUUGAGGAGCAGGUCGCCAUUUUCGUGCGCCAGCUGCCGGUCCUGAAAGGGGAGAUCUCUGUCCUUCGGUCCUCGUUAAUAUCAGACUGCUUCUCCCACGGUUUCACCACCAGGACCGGGGGGGUGUCCUGCAUCCCCUCCCUCAGCGCGCUCAACCUCUUCUGCAGCUCACGCCGACGGGACCCCAAGGCCGUCGUCGCCGAAAACCUGCGUCGCCUGGGCCUUCACGCUGGCUUCGACCCCGAGAAGUUCCACCUCAUAAAGACAGACCACGCCAGCGACGUGUGGGUGAUGGGCAAGCCGCCACCGAGCAGCUACGACGGGAUCGUGACCAACCGAGUGGGCGUGGUCAUCGCGGCGCCUGGCGCGGACUGCAUGCCCCUGCUUUUCACCGACCCCGUGGCCAAGGUCAUCGGCGUGGCCCACGCAGGGUGGAAAGGUACCUUAAUGGGGAUUGCCAUGGCAACGGUCAGCGCCAUGGUGACAGAGUUUGGCAGCAAGGUGACCGACAUCGUCGCUGUGAUUGGCCCGUCCGUCGGACCCUGCUGCUUUUCAUUGGACAAGGAGUCGGCCGAACACUUUCACUCUAUCGACCCAUCCUGUGUCAGGGGCAGAGGGUCAGCAAAGCCAUACAUCGACAUCAGACUGGCCACGAGAAUUUUACUCCAGCAAGGUGGCCUCCUCCCCCAUCACAUCCAGGACGACCGUGUGAGUGAUAGGCCCAACCUCACCCUGUGCACUGCCUGCCACCCCGAACAAUUUUUCUCCCACGUCCGCGAUGGAAACCACUUCGGCACGCAGAUCGGCUUCCUGUGGAUAAAGGAGCCCAAUAACAGCCCUCUGUGAGGUCACUGGUCACAUGGCCACUGGACUUCACUCAACAUCAACGGCCAAAGGACCAGUCAUCAGUUAUACAAUUGAGUUCAUUUUAGUUAUUUAAAAAAAUUAAACAUUCUUUGGAUUUUGACUGUGCUAGAUAACCCUUUUUUUAAGCUUUAGAUGGAGAUUUUUAAAAAGUUAUUAUUGUUCUUAUUUUACAAUGAUGAGAGGUUUCUGGUCUCGUAAAGCCCUUCAUUAUAGCAAAAUAGUGUAAUGUAAUAAUGUAAGGGACCUGGGGUUGUAACAUGAAGGUUGGCAGUUUGAUUCCCUGGUAGGAUGCUGCUGUUGUACCCUUGAGCCAGGUACUUAACCCGCAUUGCUUCAGUAAAUAUCAAGCUGUAUAAAUGGAUGCUAUGUUUAAAAAAAAGGAAAAGGUUGUGCAAGUUGCUCUCGAUAAGAAUGUUGGCAUUGCGAAAUGGUAUUAAGGUAACAUAAUGUACAGCAAGGGAUCCAGGCUCUGUAAAGGGAGGGAUCCAGUAAGGCUCUGUAAAGGAAGGGAUCCAGUAAGGCUCUGUAAAUGGAGGGAUCCAGCAAGGCUCUGUAAAGGGAGGGAUCCAGUAAGGCUCUGUAAAGGAAGGGAUCCAUUAAGGCUCUGUAAAGGAAGGGAUCCAGUAAGGCUCUGUAAAGGGAGGGAUCCAGUAAGGCUCUGUAAAGGGAAGGAUCCAGUAAGGCUCUGUAAUGGGCAGGGUGAAUGUGUAAGAGGACAGGUCAGGUUUAAGGGGGACAGGGCAGGUUUAAGGGGACAGGGCUGGUUUAAGGGUAUGGCAGGUUGAAGGGGGACAGGGCUGGUUUAAGGGGACAGGGCAGGUUUAAGGGGGACAGGGCUGGUUUAAGGGGACAGGACUGGUUUAAGGGGGACAGGGCUGGUUUAAGGGGACAGGACUGGUUUAAGGGAACACUGGGAGGCAUCAGUCUGCUCAGUCUAAAGUCUCCGUGUGGUCCUGCUGGGAUGAUUGUGAUGCUCUGCAGUCGGCUGAGCCAAGAGUUAGGAGUUCAGUAUCAACAUUUUCACUUCACCUUUGCUGUGGAAGUAUUUGCACCUUUUCUUCCCAACUGUUGGUUAAGUUAGUUUGGCAAAUUACUAAAUUAAUAUCUGUGAGGAAUGACAAAAAGAUCACUCUUGUUUUUGAUUGGUCAAAUUCAAGGACAAAUUCAAGGGUUGAAUCCUAGCUAUAGUCAGUUGCUAGUUUACAGAUGCUAUUCACAUUGAUAAAUGUAUUCAUAAAUAAAUGUCUGUUCAUGCUGUGUAUUUUUGGUGAAAUAUUUGUAUAUAAUGGCAAUAAAUCAUGUUUUUAAUCAUU